This is a messenger RNA of Coniosporium apollinis CBS 100218, 798 nucleotides long. RefSeq lists its product as uncharacterized. Lineage: Eukaryota; Fungi; Ascomycota; Dothideomycetes. The record is from RefSeq and is a predicted model, not a curated record. The coding region runs from base 1 to 798 and encodes 265 amino acids. The transcript has 3 exons.
AUGGCGACAUUAUUGAAGGGCACUGCCUUCAUAACAGGCGCAGGAUCAGCAGGCAUUGGGCAGUAUACCGCAUGGGCUUUUGCGAAGCAUGGUGUCAAACGUCUCGCCUUGAGCGAUAUCAACCUCAAGGCGUUACGGACGACUGUCGACGAGCUGAGGAAUCGACACCCCGAUGUCGAAGUCGAAUCAUUGGAGAUGGACGUUGCCGACGAAGGAUCCGUGGAGUCAGGCCUUUCAAGAACCGUGAGCGCGUUCGGCAGCCUCGAUAUCGCGGUCAACAACGCAGGAGUUGGCGGUCCGAUGAAGCCCACAGCAGAAGUGGCAACGGACGAGUGGAAGAGGCAUUUCGACAUCAACUUGACUGGAGUCUGGCUGUGCGAGCGCGGUGAGAUCCAGCGCAUGUUGAAACAGAACAGCAACCGCGGUCCUCGCGAAGGACGAGGCACAAUCAUCAACGUUGCAUCUAUGCUUGGUCUUGUGGCCGCAUCGCCAACAACACCAGCAACUGCCUACGUAGCGGGGAAGCACGCGGUCAUGGGCCUCACGAAAACAGACGCAGUAAUGUACGCUCCGCAUGGUAUCCGCAUAAACGCCAUGUGUCCCGGUUAUGUGGAGACUCCGUUGCUCAAAGCUGCAACAGCCUCCGGCAUUAUGGACGGUGAAAUCAAGAAGACGCCGAUGGGCAGGCUGGCGCAGAUGGAGGAAAUUGCAGACGCUAUUGUCUUCCUGGCGUCUCCCUUCAGUAGUUUCAUGUGUGGCGCCGGGCUGGUUGUAGACGGAGGCUUUACAGUUCAAUGA